Messenger RNA from Linum trigynum, 1452 nucleotides. NCBI's taxonomy places the organism in Eukaryota, Viridiplantae, Streptophyta, Magnoliopsida, Malpighiales, Linaceae. The record is from the annotation of a GenBank genome assembly.
AUGCAAACAUCAUAUCGCCUUCUCUCCCAUCUUCGACGCCCCCACCACAAGCUUACUCCUCUUCCUUUCACUUCUUCUUCCUCUUCCUCCUCAGCUUUUGGACUUCCUUUAGCUCUAGGCCACGGGGGUUCAGUUUUCCAAUCACCGAGAAGCUGCUACCGACGCGAAUGCGAAGACGAAGCUUGUUUAGAGGAAGACGAUUUUGCAAGAAAACCCAAACCCGUCCCUUACUUUGGCUCUUCGUGCAAUCAGUCUCGUGGGCUCUCGGCAUUGGAUUGCUCCCGAGUGUCUGUCCCGUUACCUGGCUCGGUUUCUCUGGGCGGCGAUCACAAGCAUCGGGAUUUCCAUAAUGGGUUUCUUCGUCGUGGAUUUUUUACCAGAGCCAAGCAAGUGAAGAAGAUUGAAAUUAGUGAUCAGCACAGUCAACGAGCAGUCACAACAGCACUUUGGUGCAAUUUUCUCGUCUUUUCUCUUAAGUUUGGGGUGUGGUUUACGUCUUCCAGUCAUGUUAUGCUGGCUGAAGUUGUGCACUCAAUUGCCGAUUUUGCAAAUCAGGCACUUCUUGCUUAUGGUCUGAGCAGCUCAAGGCGUGCACCAGAUGCACUUCAUCCUUAUGGCUACUCCAAGGAAAGGUUUGUCUGGUCUUUGAUAUCUGCUGUUGGUAUCUUUUGCCUUGGUUCUGGUGCUACAAUUGUCAAUGGAGUUCAGAACUUGUGGAGUUCUCAGCCUCCAGCCCACAUUGAAUAUGCAGCUUUGGUGCUUGGUGGUUCAUUUAUAAUAGAAGGUGCUUCUCUUCUUGUCGCCAUACAAGCUGUCAAGAAAGGUGCAUCUGCAGAAGGUAUGACGUUCAGAGACUAUGUAUGGCGUGGUCAUGAUCCCACAGCUGUUGCAGUGAUGACAGAGGAUGGUGCUGCAGUGACUGGAUUGGUUAUAGCUGGAGCAUCAUUGGUUGCCGUCAGUGCCACAGGGAAUCCAAUUUAUGAUCCUAUUGGUUCAAUCAUAGUUGGCAACCUUUUGGGAAUGGUCGCUAUCUUCCUUAUUCAAAGGAAUAGGCACGCUUUGAUCGGCCGAGCAAUGGAUGACAAUGAUAUGCAGAAGGUUCUUCAUUUCUUGAAAAAUGACUCGGUUGUGGAUUCUCUUUAUGAUUGCAAAAGCGAGGUGAUUGGACCGGGAUUUUUCAGAUUUAAGGCAGAAAUAGAUUUUAAUGGCGAGGUGGUGGUGCAGAAUUAUCUCAAUAGGAUUGGACGGGAAGACUGGGCAAGACAGUUCCGUGACGCUUCAAAGCAAAAGGGUGAUACCGCGCUUCUGAAGCUAAUGUCGGACUAUGGUGAGGAGUUGGUGACAGCGUUAGGAAGCGAAGUUGAUAGGCUUGAAAAAGAGAUACAAGAUCUUGUCCCUGGCAUCCGCCAUGUUGAUAUCGAGGCACACAACCCUACCGGCCCCAAUCCGUGA